Messenger RNA from Macrobrachium nipponense, 2398 nucleotides. RefSeq lists its product as uncharacterized. NCBI's taxonomy places the organism in Eukaryota, Metazoa, Arthropoda, Malacostraca, Decapoda, Palaemonidae. The record is from RefSeq and is a predicted model, not a curated record. The transcript has 4 exons. The coding region runs from base 198 to 1769 and encodes 523 amino acids.
GUGCUGUAUUGUCUGGCAUUCUAUAUUUUCCACGGGCACGACCAGUCUGCACAGCAAGGCGGUUCCAUUCCGCGAACGAAAUCACAGUUUCGUAACGUUUUUGCAUUAGUUCGUCUAUAAGGAAUAUAUGCACAAGGUCUAUAGAGUCUGCAGCGUGAGUGAACACGGAAAGAAAACGAGAGAUUAAGACUGUCAGAAUGUUGGCAAGAGAUUACUGGAAAUGGACCAGAUUGCUGAUGGUUUACGUUGGUACACUGGGGUCAUCAUGCAACGGGAUACACACAAACAAAGCUAUCGAGGUCACCAGUUUAAGCUGGCUUCAGAUUGGUGAGAUGGGGACUGAAGUAAGAACAGAAGGUGGUGUUACUGAAGAAGAUGAUCCCAGUGCGAAAUUCUUGGCACAACAUGGCCCAGGGAAUUUGGUUUCUCGCCAACCAGAUGCAAGAGGAAAUACGACCAAAAUGACUGAUGUGGGAAACUCCAGCCAGCUUCACUUGGUCUCAGGCGAAGAGCAAGGGAAGGGUGUCGGAGGAAACAGCGUUAAGAAAGUUCCCAAUAGCAAUCCUGCCUCCGAAAAUGAAGCAGGAAUUUCUGUUUCCAGUCUUGAUCCAACAGAACUUGAGGGCAUCUCCUACAGCACGUAUUUUCCAAGCACUGGAUGGCCGGGCAUGGUUGGUGGAAAGGAUGCCAUUCAAGACGAUGAGCUUUUGGAAGGGACUGCAACAGAGGACUCCCCUGGGCCAUCGACAGAUAACCCACCUCUAAGUGCUCUUAUCAUCAAUGACAUUACCACCGAACACAUAUCACUACUGGAUUCUUCUCUGGGUGAGGGACAGGAAGAAUCGACAUUCUUGCCAUCUGCUGCACAGGCUUCAACUAAACCAGCCUUGAAAACGACUGAGCGGGAUACUCCGCUUAGGAGACAUACCAGAUCGAAAUAUUCGACUUUACAGCCAGCAAUGGAUGAAACUCCAUUUUCAGAACUUAAUGGCUUUGAGUCUACCACACUGAGAAAAACCAACGACACUUUUAUUUCCGAUGCAAGUACUUUAUCUUUUGAUACAGAAAUGACAACUUUGCAAACAGUGGCUACUACUGAUAAGGUGUCCAGAGAUGAUGAUAUUUCAACUUAUGAAACAUCAUACUCAGCAGACCCAGACUUAAACUACAACAAUGACGAGGAUUCCACAGAGAGCGCCACCUUAUCUUUUGUAUCACCACACGCAACAAAGCAAGUCUCAGUUUUCCACACUAAGAAAACAGUUAUUUCAGUUACAAUGACAGUCGCUAUAACCCCUGUAACUGAUCAAACAACCAUGCAAAACACAUUCACUGCAAGCACAAAUGAAAGUUAUUCUACAGAACCGACCAAACCACUGGGAAGCAAUUCAGAAGAGACGCUGGUGCUUAACACUCUAACUAUACCUGUCACAAUAGGUGUUGUUGUAGUCCUUUUGGCCAUCCUGGCAGGGGCGACCCUCUGUUUUAUACAGCGGAGACAUAAAUCUAGGAAACUCUCUUCUGACAACAACGAAAAAUUUUUCAUCACAAACCAUCAGGAGGAAGAGCAUGUAAAUGCUACCUUCGAAGAGAAAGGCAAAGACAUAGUUAUUGGGAUGUAUUCGGAGACCGAGCUUGUAAACAUUGACUCGCAUGAACUGCAAGAGAAGGUCUUCAACAGUGCCGUGGGAGAUGGAAAAGACAGAGAGAAACCGAAAUGUCUGGGGUCACCAACUACGAAAGCAGACCCAGUCAGUGACUUUCUAUAGAUAUCCUACAAAAGGAGAAACAAUCGGUCAUCUGCGGAAACGAUAUGGAAGGCGCUACCGGCAGCAUUUUCCCGAACUGUAUCCUAGUACCGACCCUUCCCUGAAAAAGGAGGAUGCCUUAUCUAUAAAACUAACCAUAGACUUUUCUGAAAAAUAAUCUUAUUAUGUUUCCCACUCCCACAUUACUAGAAAGCCCGUACCUGAAGUAACCUAACCUAGGAGCAUGGCAAAAAAACCGGGACUGGGGCAAUGCUAGUAUACAUCUCGGGAAUUUGCCUACCGACACCGUUGAUAGAGUGAUUAAAGAACGUAAAAAUGUGAAAGGAGUGUAUAUUAAGUGUGGAAUGGAAUGAAUACUCAGUGUCAUAAAACUCAAUAUCAGGGUAGAGUUUUUUUUAUGAACUAUUUUAUGACUGGGUGUGGAUGCAGCUCUCCGACAACCCCGAGGCUCGUGGCUUUGAAGAAGCGUGACAGUAUCGCAUUCUUAGAUAUCUGUGAUUUAUUUAGAUAAAUAGCUAAACAGAUAGGUAGACAGAUGGAUAAAUAUAUGCUCACAUAUAUUAUAUAUAUAUAUAUUAUAUAUAUAUUGUACAUAUGAGAUAUACAAGCAUAGAAUGAUCUUAAGUAAU